Seriola aureovittata is the source of this 614-nucleotide messenger RNA. Its product is annotated as C-C motif chemokine 4 homolog. Gene Ontology annotation, molecular function: CCR chemokine receptor binding; chemokine activity. The coding region runs from base 207 to 503 and encodes 98 amino acids. Gene Ontology annotation, biological process: neutrophil chemotaxis; monocyte chemotaxis; lymphocyte chemotaxis. NCBI's taxonomy places the organism in Eukaryota, Metazoa, Chordata, Actinopteri, Carangiformes, Carangidae. Gene Ontology annotation, cellular component: extracellular region. The transcript has 3 exons. The record is from RefSeq and is a predicted model, not a curated record.
CUUGUUACAGUAACUUCCCCUCUCUAAGAGCAGUGGAAAGCACAGAGUGGGGGCUGGCUAUAAUGUCUUGCGGUAGGAUUAGUGGGUAAAGGAAAAGAUGACAAAAACUGGACAGGCUUUAUAUUGGAUUGCAGAGCUAAGCGUCCAUCACAGCAAAGAAGAAAAAAGACAAAGAUCAUCAUCAACACCUUUUCACUGAUACCAUCAUGAAGACUUCUUGCUUGACUCUGGGGCUGCUGCUGCUGCUCGCCGUCUGCCAAGCCUUACCUAAAGCACUGCAGUACAACACAGCACCUGCGGACUGCUGCUUCAACUUUUAUACACGUAGUUUACCAUUAAAGUUUGUAACCGGCAUAACCGAGAGCCACAGCUCCUGUCCGAUGCAGGCGUUCAUAGUCCACACUCUUAGAGGGAAACAGAUCUGCUACAGCAAGACUUUCCAGUGGGUUGUAGAUGUCUACAAUCAGCUCCAUGGCAAUGAAAGCAGCAGUCAGCAGCACUGAGGACGUAUCAUUGUAUAAAACUUACUGUUAUAUGAAUGCCUGGUUCUGCAGACUUGAAGGCAUACAUACCAAGUCUUUGUAUUUUAAUAAAAUGUGUAUAGCUAAAAUGAA